AUGACUGAAUACGAAGAAGUUGAAUAUGUUGAAUAUGAAGAAGAGGAAGAAAUAAUAGAAGAUGACUCAUCCGAUGAACUUAUACCUAUUAUUUCAGAAAGUGCUUAUGAUCCAGUUAAAUCUGCGUUUGAAAUGGGCCUAAACACAUAUAACGCAUUUAGGCCAUAUAAUGAAGUUAGCUAUAGCGAUAUUACCUCUGUAACAACCAUAAAUUUGUUGACAAAUGUUCUUCCACUUUCAUUACAAAGUAUUCUUUGCCUUAACAACUCUCCUAUUCUUUUAAAAAUCAAGAUCGGAUUAAACAAUUUUGAUUGGCAUCAGCGCCCGCGGUCCUUCGAAGUAGAAAAUCCAAUUUUCGGAAAAAAUUUUGCAGGUAUUGCCUUAGUCAGAGAUUUAAUGGAAAAAUUCUUUUCCCCAAACUUUAAAAUCAAAGAUUGCUACAGAUCAAAGCCAUUUCUUCUCGCUUCCCAAAAACGAUAUGAUAAUUCAAUGGUAAAAGAGAUCACAAACCUUGGUUUCACAGAGAACCAAGCCAAUGCUGCCCUGGAGCAAGUAGAUGGAAACCUAGAAUACGCUAUAAAUUUACUUCGAACAGGAAUCCUUCCCCAAGACAUUUCCACCACUUCUUCCUUAUCAAAUCCAUUAUUAACAUACAGCAGCUGUCCAGUUCUUUACCUCAUCCUUGAAAUUGUAGAUAUAUAUUUAGAUUUAACCGACCAUUGCUGCAUUUGCCGCAAGAAACUUAAAGAACCUACAAUCAAACCCACAAUCUGCGAGGAUGAAACGUGCAGAAACCUUUUCGAAAAAAUCGGAAUCGGAUCUACCGUUUUACAAGAGAUUAAACGUGAUCCAAUUGUUGCAGACCUACUUUUCUCUGUCUUUGCAACAGCAAUCGGCCCUUUCCUUAAUCCUUCUCCUUCGAAAUUUUCUGAAUCUCAAAUGAAAGAGAUUUUUAAGAAAAUUCCGGACGUUUAUACAUUAGGCAGAUUCGAUACAGAUGCGGAUCUUUGCAGAUCCAUUGGAGUUGACGCUUACAAUCUCAUCAGAUGGAUUUUAUUAACAAAUAAGAGCCACUUUUUGGCUUUACCCGAAGGAUUAAGGAUCAGAGAGAUAAAUGCUCAAUUCCAAUUCUUAACUCUCAUUUCAAGUACCGAAAGAGAAGAAGAAUUCAAAAAAUUGAAGGACCAAUAUGGCAGUUUUUACCUUUGGCAUGGUUCAGCAGCGGAUAGAUGGUACUCUAUUCUCAGGAAUGGCCUCAAGAACCUCUCCAAGUCAAAUAUAAUGGCAAAUGGAGCUGCAUACGGCGAAGGCAUUUAUUUUGCCAGACAAAUAGAAACAUCCCUUAGAUACAUGAGGGGAUCGAGUAAUGGAUACACGUUUUCAUCUCUUGACCGCCAAUUUAACAUGAUUGCUUUAUGCGAAGUUAUUAAAGACUUCAGCAACCUCAAGGAACAUGAUAACUUUUGCCAUACACUUAAGAAUGAAAAGGAAUGCAUUGUAAGGUUCUUGUUCAUUAACGUUAGGACAAAUUCUUAUGAUUCUUUGAGUCAAGACUUCAAACAAAUUCCAACACUCUCAGACGUCUUGAACUACUAUGCAGAUGAGGCAAAGAAGAACGUCGAAGCUGCAAAGAAACAAAAAGAGGUAAUGGAACAUGAAAAAGAGAAAAGUUAUGAUUUUUAA
Molecule: messenger RNA, 1683 nt
Organism: Trichomonas vaginalis G3
Lineage: Eukaryota; Parabasalia; Trichomonadida; Trichomonadidae
Product: poly ADP-ribose polymerase family, member PARP family
Exons: 1
Coding region: 1-1683 (560 amino acids)
Molecular function (GO): NAD+ poly-ADP-ribosyltransferase activity; protein binding
Source: RefSeq, a predicted model, not a curated record